CGUCUCCCAGAAGAAAACACAAACCAAGACUCUGACUGCUCUCUGUGUCCCAUCUCCAUAAUCGCUAAUAAUGGAACAGUGUUUCUGUGUCUCCAAAUCUUCUUCUUCUCUCCUGUAAAUAAUCCAUGUCGCUCCUCAAUGCCCUAACCCUAGGUUCGAUGCCGACCACCGGCGAGUUCGUGCUCCGGACGGAGGACAUUGAAUUCGGAUCGCUCUGGUGGUUUGUUUACGCCGGAGUGUCGUGCUUUCUCGUGCUCUUCGCUGGAAUCAUGUCGGGGCUCACUCUCGGCUUGAUGUCUCUCGGCCUUGUUGAGCUCGAGAUUCUCCAGCGGAGCGGGACGUCGGCGGAGAAGAAGCAAGCCGCUGCUAUCCUACCAGUAGUUCAAAAGCAACACCAGCUUCUUGUGACCUUGCUUCUUUGUAAUGCUUGUGCCAUGGAGGCCCUUCCUAUAUACCUUGACAAAAUUUUUCAUCCCUUUGUUGCUAUUUUGCUAUCUGUAACUUUCGUUCUAGCUUUUGGAGAGAUUAUUCCACAAGCCAUAUGCACAAGAUAUGGACUCUCUGUGGGUGCAAAUUUUGUGUGGCUGGUGCGCAUUCUGAUGAUCAUUUGUUAUCCAAUUGCUUUCCCUAUUGGAAAGGUUCUAGAUGCUGUUCUCGGACACAAUGAUGCUUUGUUUAGGAGAGCUCAGUUGAAAGCUCUGGUCUCGAUCCACGGUCAGGAGGCUGGUAAGGGGGGUGAACUCACGCAUGAUGAGACAACUAUUAUCAGUGGGGCACUAGACUUGACAGAAAAGACUGCGGAGGAGGCUAUGACACCUAUUGAAUCAACAUUUUCCUUAGAUGUCAAUUCAAAAUUGGACUGGGAAGCAAUUGGAAAGAUUCUUGCACGGGGUCAUAGUCGCGUUCCUGUCUAUUCUGGGAAUCCAAAAAACAUUAUCGGACUCUUAUUGGUGAAAAGUCUUCUCACUGUUCGAGCUGAAACAGAGACUCCGGUCAGUGCCGUUUCCAUCCGGAAAAUUCCUAGGGUUCCGGCAGAUAUGCCUUUGUAUGAUAUCCUCAACGAAUUUCAAAAGGGAAGCAGUCACAUGGCAGCUGUAGUGAAGGUUAAAGGAAAAAACAAGAAUCCUCUGCCUAAAGGUGAUGGUGAGAGAUUUGAAGAAAACAAAGUUGCCAAUGGGAAUUCUCAAUACACUACCCCCUUGUUAGCCAACGACAAUGAUAAAUCAGAGAAUGUUGUUGUUGAUAUUGACAAGGUCCCAAAGCCUACCAAUACAAACAAGCAAACCCCUUCUCAACAAAAUGGUGCCACAACAAAUAGCUUGCCCCAUUUGCCUGAGGAUAUUGAAGAUGGGGAAGUCAUUGGGAUCAUCACCCUGGAGGAUGUUUUUGAAGAACUUCUGCAAGAGGAAAUUGUAGAUGAGACGGAUGUAUAUGUUGAUGUACAUAAAAGGAUACGUGUAGCUGCAGCUGCGGCUGCUUCAUUUGUGGCCCGUGCCCCAUCAAGUCGGAGAUUGACUGGUCAAAAGCCUGCAGGAGGCCAAAGCAGACAAGGAACCCCAAAGAAGUCUGCAGAGGAUGAUUCUUUUUGGGCCAAGUCACCUGGGAAUCUCGGGGAAACUCUUCUGGGCAGCAAGAGAUGAAUAAAUGUUUCUCCCUGGGAAAUCUAGCUGUAUCCUACUGGUAGAUCGCAUCAUCAAAACAAGCUAUUUAAAUCUGUUAUGAUUUUCCUGAGUGUAAUUUGUAAAAACCACUGCACUAAGUGUUGUUCUUGGUUUCAUUUUUCACUAGAGUUUUGAUGGCCUACAAGGCCAGUGAACAGUUUUUCCUGGGAAUGUAAAUUUUGAUGGUUGCCACUA
Vitis vinifera (wine grape) is the source of this 1856-nucleotide messenger RNA. Its product is annotated as DUF21 domain-containing protein At4g14240. The transcript has 13 exons. Gene Ontology annotation, biological process: magnesium ion homeostasis. Bases 126 to 1640 code for a protein of 504 amino acids. Gene Ontology annotation, cellular component: intracellular membrane-bounded organelle. NCBI's taxonomy places the organism in Eukaryota, Viridiplantae, Streptophyta, Magnoliopsida, Vitales, Vitaceae. The record is from RefSeq and is a predicted model, not a curated record.